Molecule: messenger RNA, 3247 nt
Organism: Ciona intestinalis (vase tunicate)
Lineage: Eukaryota; Metazoa; Chordata; Ascidiacea; Phlebobranchia; Cionidae
Source: RefSeq, a predicted model, not a curated record
AUGCAGUUGUUUUUGAUACGUUAACCAACAAAGAAAUUCGGGUUACGACUGUACAGAUGAUACUUUUGCUUUAUUUUAAUGAAAACAAAGUUGUGGAUUUGGAAGAUUGGAAACUUGCGUUUCCGAAUCAAUGGAAAGUUGCUUUGGAUGUUUUGCUUAAGAAAAAAGUAGUCCGAGAGGUAGGAGACGGGAAAUUUGAGGCCUGUGAAGAGGUAUUGGAGGACCUAGACUGCUCUCCCGAUGUCUAUGCUCCCAUCCGAUCGCUUUGGAACAAAACGGAGAAGAUUAAGCAACAUCACGAUCGUAGGUCUUCCAUUAUUGACUGCAAGAUCAUAAAGAAGAUGAAGCAAAAAACGGAGUGUUUGAGUGAUGAGAUCAUUGAAGAGGUCCUCCGGAAGAGCACAGAGGAAGAAGAUGGGUUUAUUCCAGAGGUUGAGCAUAUUCAAGCAAGAUGUGAGCACCUUAUAAACCUCGGGUACCUGACCAGAAUCUCACGAAGGUCAAUCAGGUAUAAUAUCGACAGCAGUAAACAAAAUGAUUCAAAUUCUGAUGAAAAUGUUCCAGAAGAGAAACCCGGACCGUCAUCUCAAAUUAUGACAUCUUUGGAUAACGCUAUUAUAACUACAAGCUCCACAGUAGUGGCUGUGCAAGUUAAACCAUUCACAUCAGUUGUUAAUCCAUCUGCUGGGCAAUUGACCUUUUUGACCACUGCACGGCCGUUAAAAGCAUGGGAAAGCGAGACAGAAGUUUCAGUUCUUCCAAGUUUACCAAUCCAUUCAAACACUCUUACAAGUGAUCAAGUUAUAACUGAAAUCCGAACUGAAAUUUCAAGACUGGCCGAAAUUCUCUCUGAAAGUGUGGAAACUGCUGAAGCUUUGCUGCUACAGUUUGAUUGGCACAGUGAUAAAUUGAUUGAGAGUUAUGCAGUGGCUAGAGAAACCACGCUUGCCUCGGUGGGUAUUUCUGAAAAUUCACCUCAAAAAUCGGCCGAAAUCGGGUCUAUGUCUUGCCCAGUUUGUAUGAAUGCUUUAGAGAAAGGAGAUUGCGUGUCUCCAAUCUGUGGACACUUAUGCUGUAAAACUUGCUGGAGGUCAUACUUGGAAAUGCAGCUGUCUUUGGAUAAGUCUUCUACUACCACUUGCCCUUUGAAUGACUGUACAGUGAGACCUACACUAUCUUUGUAUAGGUUUGUGUUUGGCGAUGAUAGUAAAAAUGUUGAUAAGUAUGAACUUGGUCUGGUGCGGUCUUAUGUUGACGCUAACAAACAGAGGUCUUGGUGUCAUAACCCGCGUGGGUGCGACCGGAUUGUUCAGAACAGUGGUAAUGAUGUAGGAUGGUGUAAUGCUUGUGGGUGGCAGACGUGUUUUGCUUGUACUUAUGUGGAGGCACAUUCGCCUGCAAGUUGCGGACACAUGUCACAGUGGAUGGACGAUGGUGGGUUCUAUGAAGGGAUGAAUGAAGAUGCGAGGAGCAAACAUCUCGCUCGUCUUAUUGCAAAGAGGUGCCCGAACUGCCAAGCGAAUAUCGAGAAAAACGACGGCUGUUUACACAUGAAGUGCGCCAAGUGCACUCAUGACUUUUGUUGGCGAUGCCUGCAGCCGUGGCGCCCGUCACAUCGAGACUAUUACAACUGCGGCACCAAAGUUAGCAAGCUCGCUCAAGCCGGUGUUAAGUUUGUGGAGUUUAACAAGCGUUGUAGAUUUCACCAUAAAGCAAAGCAGUUCGCAUUUGAUCUUCGUAGACGCCUCCUGUCAAUCAACGACAGCCCUUCACCUGCCAACCUUCAGCUUUGUUUAAACAUGUGCACCAAACUGGCAGAGUUUCGCAAAGUACUUGCCUACUGUAAUGUGUUUCAAUACUACUCCGUUGACUCUGAAAAACUGGACCCGAUUGGGUUAUAUUCUGUUGCAUUGGAAAACAAAACCCUUGCCCUCCAGGAACAUAUUGGGAAUGUGCUUCUAUGUUGUGCUGAUAUUCAGCACACAGUUGCUACAGUGAAACAAACUGAUCUUAUAAAAGGGCAGCGUUUAAUGAACGAUUGUGAAGAUACUGUGAAGCGACUUACUACAUUUGCAAAGCAAGAUAUGAAGGUUGCCCUACCAAGUUCUACAAACCAAACUAUCAAAGUAACCGAUGGUGGAACAGUAGUCGUUACUAAUGACGAAGACAACACAACGUUCGGAGCAAACUCCCGGCCAGCCGGAGACAGCCAAGAUGAGGACUCUUUGCUCCUGGAUCCGGUCCCAUCCUACUUCACCUCUGAUAAUGAUCAGGAUGAAGGGAAUCUCGCAUCCGAUGACGACUAUGAGUAUGAUCAAUCUGAUGAUGAUAUUUUCAGCUCCUCCCAAGCGAUGCAGGAAUCAGAUGAUCUUGAAUAUGAUGAUGAUGAUGAUGAUGAAGACGAUGAAAGUGAUCCUUGGCUUGAUUUUUACGCAUAACACUCGCAUCAUGUUACUUAUAGUGGGGGUAAGACGGGACACCUUUGUGGGGUAAGACGGGACACACACUAUUGCAAAAUAUCUUUAUUGUGUUUUUUAAACAAUUAACAACGGUCAAUGGGAGUCGUUAGGAUACAGUUUUAUAAUUCAUUGAAUGUUCUUUGUUUACCCCCGGAUAAAACGAAAAAAUAGAAUGAAAAGCUGUCCCAUCUUCCCCACCUUACUAUAUAUUUCAAAUACUUGGUAUUUAUUCAAUUAUGGUGGAAUUGAACUUUAUUUUUGCCAUAACUUAUUUUUUUAUUUUUGUAGUUUAUAGUUGGGUAUAGAUUUGAACUAAACAAUUAAUAGUUUUUAUUUUCUUCAGUUAAAAAAACAAACUCAUGUAGUCGAGACAACAUAUUUCUAUGGUUUUUAGACUAUUUUUUGCCCAAAUUUAGUUUAAUAUUAUUUUAAAAAAGUAAAAACAUUGAGGAUGUAUAUUUAUUUAUCGGCUUAGCAUAAAUAUGUAACUUUGUUAAUUCUUUUUGUUCCCAUUUAAUUCUAUGACAUAUUGUAGUGUAAAUAACUGUACCUUAAUGAAACAAAUUUCUUCUUUAAUUGACUUUUCUUUGCUGUUCUUUUUGAUUUUUCAUUUUCCAGGUCAAAUUAUGCUGUAAAGAUAUUAUAAGCUCUAUUUUCAACGCCCUAUACUGCCAUAUAACCAAUUAUACUCAUUGUGUAUGGUUCAAAUUUGGGUUUAAUUAGGUAAAAUCUGUUUCCACCACUGUAAAACCUAUUUCUUUAAUCAAAAAUAAAUAGAUUUCUCUUGG